UCAUUUUUAUAUUAUAAAUUUUGUGAUCUCGAAUUUUUUCUUUUUAUACUAAUUAAAGUUUAUUUAUAAAUUAAUUAAUUUCUUUCAAUUAUUUAAAUUUAAUUUAAUUACCAAACCUCAAAAAUAUUCAUUAUAAAAAACGAAAGCAACAAUUUCUUAUAAAAAAUGUCGUCUGCUAAUGGUCAACAUCUUUCUAAUGGAGACGCUACAAAUAAUAGCGAAAAUAUCACCAGUACUAGAAAAAGGCAAUUCGAAGAAACGGAAAAUCUGAAGAAUAAUAAAGAUACAUUAAUUGACAAAAAAAGUAAGAAACAUCCCGAAGGCGAAAAUGCCCACGAAAAUAACCGUCAUUUAGACGAUUACGACGAUGAACAUACGGGAGAUUCUAUCGAAGGUAAGCAGGUAUACGAGGUGGAGGAACAUGAUUAUCUGGAAGAAGAGCCAGAAGACAGCGAUUUUUCCGGCGAAAAUGAAGGAGUUCACGACAAAGAUAGCGACGAAGCAGACGAUAUCGAAGAUUUACCGGAAAGAUUUAAGGAACUGAAAUGGGAAGAUACUUACGUAGAAAAAAUGGCAUCAUUUGUAGGAGCGAAAGGCGGCAAAAUUUUGAUCGUAGGAUAUGGGACCGGGAUAGGUGCAUCAACCAUAGCUAUUCAAGGAAAUGUCAGCCAUAUAUACAUUAUCGAAGAGGACGAACAGUUAUUCGAGUACCUCAAAGAGCGGGUGGAAGCGGAGUAUCCCGAUAUCGUUACUUGUUACAAGGGGGCUUGGCAGGAUAAGAUAAAAGAAUACGGAGAAAACGAAUUUGACGGCGUAUUAUACUACUCUCAUCCAUACAUAAUCACGCCCAAUAAAUCCGGUAACGACGAUUCAAACGAGUCUCAUUUCGAUUUCAUUUCCAAAAUGGGGUACAGGAUACUUAAAAAAGGCGGUCGUAUGUCUUACUGCAAUAUCCGUUCCUGGGGAGACCAUCUGAAAAACGAUGUAUAUCAAAACAACGUUAUGAAGAUGUUUGAGACGUCCCAAGUAGAAAAACUGAAAAAGAUAGGGUUUUCUCCCGAAAACAUAGAAAUAGAACUCGAAGACGUGUCAGUCCCCGAGGGAUGCAAAUACUAUUCCCACGAACAAGUCAUGCUAGUUAAGCUGACCAAAUAAAAUGUAAAGAUUUCUUAACCCCAUUUCAUAUUCAUAGUUUACAUUCAGUUUAUUUACUUGUUUGUAAAAUUAAUCAUCGUGUUAUAUUUUUUCCUAGUUUACCAUCCUUUUCCCUUAUGAAAUAUUAUUUUAUUAUAUAUAUAUUAUUAUAUUGAAGUUACAAAUUUAAUAUAAGAACUUUAUAUAUUAGUUUGCAAAAUCUGUUUUUUUUCUUCAAUAUUUAGUUCAAAAAACUGUGUUUAUUUAUACAUAUAUACUUUUUAUAAUAUAUACAUGAAUUUUAUUUUAAAUUACUUAAUAAAAAAUUUAAAUAUUUUUUUAGUUUUUUUUAAAAAAAAAUUGUAGUUUUAUAAAUUUUAUUUUAUGCAAUAGCAAUCUGUUAAGUGACUUCUAUUGAUUUCUUUAUAUUAUUCUCUUUAAAAAAAAUAUUCAUUGGUGCAUUCAUUGGCAUAUCCUAAGUUCUACUAAUAAUGAUUAUAUUAAGAUUGUUAUUAUAAAUAUAAAAGAAAAACUAUUAUUCUCGACAUUUUUAUUUUUAGUAGUCACCAACUAAACCUGCGCAUAAUUAAAUUUUUAAGUGUCUUUUUUUUCUUAUCACACAAAAUUUAUUAUAUUAUAGGUGUAGGUAUAUCGUUAUACAAAACGAAUUGUAAAUAAUAUUUUUUUUUAUAUUAUAUAUAUAUAUCGUUAAAAAUAAUAUUUCAUUUCAUAUUUAAUCAUUUUUUUUAAAAAAAUAGAUUUAUAUUAAUCAUCACACAUAUAGAUUACAAAUAAAACUUAAAUACAAUAAA
This is a messenger RNA of Gordionus sp. m RMFG-2023, 1946 nucleotides long. RefSeq names its product guanidinoacetate N-methyltransferase-like. Gene Ontology annotation, molecular function: guanidinoacetate N-methyltransferase activity. Gene Ontology annotation, cellular component: nucleus; cytoplasm. Lineage: Eukaryota; Metazoa; Nematomorpha; Gordioida; Chordodea; Parachordodidae. The coding region runs from base 166 to 1155 and encodes 329 amino acids. The record is from RefSeq and is a predicted model, not a curated record. Gene Ontology annotation, biological process: creatine biosynthetic process. The transcript is spliced from 5 exons.